This is a messenger RNA of Staurois parvus, 335 nucleotides long. NCBI's taxonomy places the organism in Eukaryota, Metazoa, Chordata, Amphibia, Anura, Ranidae. The record is from the annotation of a GenBank genome assembly.
CAGUGUGUCCGAGCCGACAGGGAGGAGAACUGUUAGCAAACAAAGCAGCCCUCCUCCCCACUGGUGACUGUCGGUAAUCACCGGCUGAGAGGGGAGAGAUCUGUGUGUAAACUGCAAAGCAGAGAGAUGCAAAGCAGCACGUCGCCCAAGUAAAACACACACAAACACACAGUUAACCCUUUGAUCGCCCCAAAUGUUAACCCCUUCUUGUCCAGUGCCUUUAGUACAGCGUCAGUGCUUUUUAUUAGCACUGAUCACUGUAUCAUUGUCACUGGGGAUGUCAGUGGUUGUUCCCACCCAGUGCCGCAGUCCCGAAGUCCAGCUAUAAGUCGCUG